UAUGGCUUCUUGUUUCCUAAAUGUAGUUGUGAGAAAAACCCCGUGGGUCACAUAUGAGGAAGGAAGGGAAGGGCUAGAGGAAAGACGUCAUGGCUUACAUCGAGUUUUCUUCCCUUCUGUGGUUGAAAAUUGAAGAAGAUUCCUAGAGCAAGCUACAGGGCCGGUAUGAUCCUUGAACUCCUUUCCUUCAUCUGCUUUGGGCUUUGUGUUGGCCAAGGAUACAGGAGAAGGGAUGGCUCACUUCCCAAGCCCUCUCUCAGUGCCUGGCCUAGCUCAGUGGUACCGGCCAAAAGUAAUGUGAUGCUGCGAUGCAGGACUCCUACCAAGGAUGUAAACUUUGAUCUCAGAAAGGGAGGACACAUCAUUGAGUCCUCACAAUCACCUGAUUCUGCAGAGGGCCUGGCUGAAUUUCACCUCACUGAUCUGAAAAUCAGUCACGCUGGAGAGUACACGUGUGAAUACUACAGAAGAUGGAGACCCUACAUAAGUUCACAGCCCAGUGAUGUCCUUCUGCUGCUGGUGACAGGAGGUUUACCUAAACCUUCCCUCCAAACCCACCAAAGGAGUAAUGUGACCACAGGAGAAAAGGUGACCCUGCAGUGUCGGCUGCCAGACAUUUUUCAGGGGUCUGUAAAGUUUGCUCUGCUGAAGGCAGGAACUUCAAUGCCCGUCCAGACCCGGGGUCCAAAAUGGAAGGAGACAGACUUCUCCCUUCAGAAUGUAACAGUCAACGACACUGGAAACUACAGCUGUGUGUACUACCGGACAGAGGAUCCUUUCCAGGCCUCAGACCCCAGUGAUCACCUUGUGAUCUGGGUGACAGAUGCCACAUCAAGAGACUAUACCACGGGGAACCUCAUCCGACUGGGUCUGGGUGCCAUAAUUAUGGCUAUUAUGGGGGUUUUCCUGGUUGAAGCCUGGUAUAGCCAGAAGGAGUCUCAAAGUGGAUCCAGGCCCACAGCUGCCCAAAGGAACGAGUCCUUGAUUGAGUUAACAGUGUGUUAGAUUUUCUGGUUCUCUUCCACCCCGGGAGUGAAGCAUGGCUUGCCAUGGACCCGGGAUCCCAACCGACGAACCCCAGGCUGCCGAGAAGCAGAACGUGCCAACUUAAACGCUGCGCCACCGGGCCGGCCCCUCAUUUAUUUUCUGACGUUAUCUAAGACCCAAAGUGGCCACUGAGGUCUCCUAAGAGAGUCAUCUGGGAUCAAGUGACCAGGAACUGCCCCCCAUAUUAAAGGCUUCUAGGUGAUCUGGAUGACAAAGUAAAAUAGAAUAAAUUAAAAUACAGUCA
Molecule: messenger RNA, 1291 nt
Organism: Equus caballus (horse)
Lineage: Eukaryota; Metazoa; Chordata; Mammalia; Perissodactyla; Equidae
Product: T-cell-interacting, activating receptor on myeloid cells protein 1-like
Cellular component (GO): plasma membrane
Source: RefSeq, a predicted model, not a curated record